This is a messenger RNA of Pseudomassariella vexata, 2361 nucleotides long. RefSeq lists its product as uncharacterized. Gene Ontology annotation, biological process: protein phosphorylation. Lineage: Eukaryota; Fungi; Ascomycota; Sordariomycetes; Amphisphaeriales; Pseudomassariaceae. The transcript is spliced from 2 exons. The record is from RefSeq and is a predicted model, not a curated record. The coding region runs from base 1 to 2361 and encodes 786 amino acids. Gene Ontology annotation, molecular function: protein kinase activity.
AUGGACCAGCUCCGAUUAAAUAUCACUGAAGACAACCUAAAUAUCAUUGAAGACAACCCCAUUGACACAGGCCUUGACAGUUUUCAUGUUUCGUUCGCUUCGACCUGCCAAAGUCGCGGCCUCUCGUGUUCGCCAGGCUCCCUUGGCCAUCUCGGCCAUAAUGACCUCCAAGACUUGACUCUUGAUCUCCUCGCAGCGCUGCAAGGCCUUCGAAUCUCACGACUCCUUCCCUCCACUGGCAGAGGCAAGAAUCUUCUCAGCGAUCUGACUAGACUCAACUCUGCCGCCAAUUCCGAUAACUUCGACUUCGACCGAGUCCGGCCUCUUCUAGAUGUAACGCUCGCCAAAAGCGCCGACGGCGACAUCUGGGAGCAAGUCUACAUCGCCGUCACCGAGUCCACCCCCCCUCCCCGACCAGUUGCCUCUUCUCUCCAGCAGACCCCAUGGCUCCGCAACACCAGCAGCUUCCCGAACUCUUCCGAGUAUAGAAAACACGUUGAUGAUGUGCUGAAGGAGGAGCUUGGCCCUAUGUAUAUUGGGCUCCCUCACUUCUACGACACAUUUUUCGACGACGUCGCCGAUCUCAAAACAGCAUCUGAGGCAUUCUUCGAGCAGUGCAUCGGUGGUACUGACCCAUUCUUCGAAGACGGUUGGAGAGGCUGGCCACCGGACGCGAGACAGGACGAUGUGCUCACAUGGUUUACGGGCUUCUGCGAGGAACUGGCGGCGUUUGCAGAGGGCCGUGAGAAUCGUCCUAUGCGUCAACCGAGACUCUUGGCAAAGCCUAAUGAGCUGAUUGACGGUUCCGUGGGGAAGCGCAAGAUGGACAUUGGCUUCGUGAGCAACCCUCGUGCGGGAAAGGACACGAGAUGCCAAUGGUCUCAGAUCCUGGUGCCAGGAGAGCUGAAAAGCAACCCCGCUGCCGAUAAACCUUCCGAGGCAUGGCUUGACCUUGGAAGAUACGCGAGGGAAGUGCUCGCUGCGCAGGAUACGCGACGUUUUGUACUAGGCUUUACUAUCUGCGGGUCUCUUAUGAGGGUGUGGGCUUUCGACAGGGUUGGUGGUAUCGCCUCUGAACAAUUUGAUAUCAACAAAGAUGGGCAUCGAUUCGUGUUUACGAUCCUCGGUUUCCUCUGGAUGAGCGACAGAGAGCUCGGGUUUGAUCCAACAAUACUGACCGCAAAUAAGGAGCGCUUUAUCGAGAUUAAGCGGAAUGGUUCCACGGAGCGGGUCAUUAUCGAUGGAGUAAUGCUGCGGGCACGAUGCAUAGCCGGCCGAGCGACGACUUGUUGGAGGGCUCACCCCGACGGUCGCGAAGAUAUACCGCUUGUUAUCAAGGAUUCGUGGCAAUAUCCUGAACGUGAUGAGGAGGGCGAACUGUUACGCGACAUAGUGGACAAAAGUGUCGUUAAUGUCGCCCGGUAUUAUUACCAUGAGACGGUUCAGAUUCGCAAUAUGGACGACGAUAUUCGAAAUAACAUUCGACGGGGACUGGACAUUACCACAGCUACGAACUAUCGGCCGGGACGCCCGAUAUUAAGCAACGUAGCAGCGGAUACGGUGCGGACGGGCCGCACCAAUGCGAGCAUCAAUAGGAAGCGGCCGUCCAGCCAGACUGACGCCGAGUUGCCACCGAGCAAGCGGUCUUGCUCUGUAUCUCCAACGAAGGCUAUCAGCGCACUGCCAAACCGGGUACAUCGGCGCGUUAUCCUCCGAGACUACGGCGAGCCUAUAUACACGGCAAGCUCCCGAUCGGCUCUACUUGCUGCUCUGGAGGGCUGUAUUGAAGGCCACGAGUCCUUGCGAAAAGCGGGCAUUCUCCACAGAGAUAUCUCCAUUAACAACCUCUUGAUUAAUGAGGACAGUGACAACCCGUCCUGGCCUUCAUUCUUGAUAGACCUUGACCUUGCCAUCAGGGAGCAACGAGACGUUGCCUCGGGAGCAAAAGGAAAGACCGGCACGCGAGCUUUUAUGGCAAUCGGGACAUUACUAGGCGAGCAGCAUUCCUUUAUGCACGAUCUCGAAUCCUUCUUCUGGGUACUCUUCUGGAUAUGCAUACACUACGACACAAAGGGCAGAGAUAUGGGGCCAACUGAGUUUGAUAGUUGGAAUUACGAGAGCGACAAUAAGCUGGUUCGAUCAAAAGUUGGUACGAUAGGCGAUGAGAGUAUCUUUCUCAAGAUCGCGACUGAGAAUUAUACGCCAUAUUACCAGCCACUAAUCCCGUGGGUUAAUAGGCUACGAAGGAAGGUUUUUCCAAAUGGUGAAACGUGGAAGAGGCCGGAGCCGGAGCUUUAUUCCUCAAUGAAGGAGAUCCUUCGCGACGCGCGGAAGAACCUAGAAAUGCCAGUAGACGAGUAG